Messenger RNA from Monopterus albus (swamp eel), 2277 nucleotides. It is a transcript of the gene cunh11orf68, whose product is annotated as chromosome unknown C11orf68 homolog. The record is from RefSeq and is a predicted model, not a curated record. Bases 211 to 954 code for a protein of 247 amino acids. The transcript has 2 exons. NCBI's taxonomy places the organism in Eukaryota, Metazoa, Chordata, Actinopteri, Synbranchiformes, Synbranchidae.
UCCUGUGUUAUUUGUGCACUGAUUUUUUUUUUCAAAAGUAUAACCUUGGUCGAUAGGCAAGGCAAUAUGCGUUGAAUAAACUGCCAGACAUUUGAAUCACGCUGACUUAGUUUUUCAUCUGGAAUACCGAGGAGCGUACCAUCUUGUGCGGCGGAAGUACAACACUCGACCACCAACAGCAACAUCUACCAGCCUUACACUGACAGCGAUAUGGAGGAGGAAGAUGCCCCUGCCGAUGGCGAGGUGGAGACCUCAUUUGCUGCGGACUACUAUGCCGCUGAAGCCUUGGCUGCGGACCUAGACCCCUGGAUAGUGUUUGACUCGAGGAAAACCCCCAGAUCCGAGUUUGAUGGCUGGUUGGAGAGCAACAGGCCCUCACAGGUGAAUAGAUUCGGUGAUCUGGAAGGUGGUGUCAGCCCCGUCGGGUGGAUUGCUGUGCUGGGCCCAAACCAUGGCCCCAGCAGUGGGGAUGUCAUAGGUCUUCAGGAGAGCUGGGAGAAACUCCUGGCCAGUGGCCGGCCUGUCACUUUCCAGACAGUGAAGGAGUUGGCCCUUAACCACGGGGUACUCUCGGGCAAGUGGCUGAUGUACUUGGACUCUGGUUUCAAGUUGGACCAUGCAUGGGAGUGUGUGGCCAGAGCAGUCCUGGAUGGCAAGAUCACCUCGGUUAAAGUCAGCCCCUAUGUUCCCAAGGGAGAUAGACGGCACGUAAUUUGUGCCUAUAACCACAACUUUGCUGAUGAGAGCGAGGUUAUAAAACUGGACUCUGUCAUCCGUGCCACAGGGGUCAAAUGCCCUCUAGCCUACAAGCCAGAUGCAUACACUUACCUGGGAAUCUACCGGAACAACCGCUGGAAGCUUUGCCCAACCAUAUACGAGAGUAAAUUUGACCUAGAGUGUGUACCCAGGCGUUCCCACAUCAUCAACAAAGUCACCAAUCUUGAAGUAACAUAAGCCUUUCAGAACAAGAGGAUAGCUCUGCAGGAUGGGCAAGUGAAAAAGGCACUUAGUGAUCCCAUAAGUUGGGCUGUGAAUUAAACCUCAUCUUUAUAACAUUUUGAGUCUGGUUGAGUUUUGAUUUCAAGUUGAUCCUGUUGGCAAAAAAAAAAAGCACAAUUUUAUUUUGGGCUCAUGUAAUCGUGCAUAUUUUUUAAGUGAUCUGAAAUGUCAUUUUUUUGUACAGAAUAUAUAGUAUUUAUAGCACUUAUGCUUACUUGAUGGACAAGUUGGCUGAAGAAAUCUUGUUUGCACUUGAUCAGGGAAAGUCUGUAUCCAAUUAAGCAUAGCUUUUUGACUAAAUACAUUUGUCUGGCUUUAUUUUUCUGCUUUGUACUGAUUCAUGAUUACAGAGUUGCCAAAUAAAAAAUAAAAAAACUAAUCUUGAAUACCAUAUUGAUAUUUAUUGCCAAAUAAGUGUUUAGGAUUUUGAAAGUCACAACCAUUCAUGACAGCAAAAAAAAAUUCUAUUAUAAUCUCCUCAUAAAACUGUAUGAUUUUAUGUGAAAGCAUCUUUUAGCACAGCAUAUAGCAAGCUUGCUUACUUACAAGUCAGAAACAAUUAAACUGCAGCUAUUAUUCAUACAAUAGCUAGAAAAACUGAGGAGAAAUGAAGAAAUUAUAGUGGUAGGCAAUCCAGCAGCUGAGUGCAAUGUACUGUAUGAACCUCUUGUACAGUGCUAUAAGCAUGUACCUGUUAAUGUUGCUUGAUAGUUAUUUACACGUAGAUCUUCAUUUGGUUCUUGACACAUUACUACAUUUUGUUGAGAUGCUCAACAAAAGCACCUGUAUAACAAAGGUGAUGUUACAGUCACCCCUGACAUAUAGAAAACAUGGGGAUAUUUGAUUAAAAGACAUUAUUUGCAUAGACUUGUCUCUGGGUCAGAUUAAAUUCUUUUGAGAAAUAGUUGAUUUGUUUAAAAUAAAAAAAGGCAGCCCUAACACAUUUGACUUGGCACUAAAACUGACCAAACCUACCAAGAUUGCUACAGUGGCAGUGCAAAAACCAUUCUUAAGUUCCAUAAGGAAAACAUUUAAAGAAAUGCUUUUUGCAAUGCUGUUUUUUUAAAAGAAACACUUGUGACAGGAUAAAUAUCCCACCAUCAUGUUGACGCUGUGGCUGAAACAGUUAAUUCUUUAGCAUGGGUUCAAGACUGAUGAAAUCCAAUUAUGUUCAGUCCUGUGUUUUACCAUUUGUCAGAUAGAAUGUAUUAUGAGGCCCGGAUCAACACGCUAACUGAAUACCGUAAAUAGUCUUUGCUGGCAUUUCAGUCCGCGUUC